This is a messenger RNA of Dictyostelium discoideum AX4, 915 nucleotides long. RefSeq lists its product as hypothetical. The transcript has a single exon. Lineage: Eukaryota; Evosea; Eumycetozoa; Dictyosteliales; Dictyosteliaceae. The record is from RefSeq and is a predicted model, not a curated record. Bases 1 to 915 code for a protein of 304 amino acids.
AUGAUUAGUAGACCAUUAUCAUCAUUAUCAAUAGGUAAAACUAUUUCAAAUAACAUUUUAAAAAAUUCAUUAAAUCUUCAAUUAAAAUCAAAUUUUUUAAAAAAUGAAAUUCCUCAAUCAAAUUUAAUUUCAAGUCAACAAAUAUCAUCAACAUCAAAAUUAUCAAUAUAUAAAUUUAAUAUAAAUGAAUUUAAAAAUCAUUUUUCAACAAAUAGUAGUCAUAAUAAUUCAAAUAAUAAUUCAAAUAAUAAAUCAAAUUUAAAGAAUGAAAAAGAACCAGAAAUUAAAAGUUUUGAAGAAGUUUUUAAAGAAGAAAUGUCAAGUAAAUUUAAAAGUAAAGAUAGAAUAUUAUCACCAAUUCCAAUUUCAAGUGAAGCCAAAUUAAUUUUUGAAAAUAAUAGUAAAUUUACAUAUAAAUUAUUAUUUUUCUGUGGAGUCGUUCAAUUUAUGUUAUUUUUAUUCGUACUUGAAGAUCUUUUUUCAACAGGUAAUCCAACAGCAUUAAAUUAUUGGGCAUUCGCAGGCGCAGUAUUCUUUACGAUUUUAACUCAAUUAAUGGUUAGAGAUAGAUGUCGUAAAGCAUUAGCAUCAAUUCACACCUAUAACAAAGGUCGUGUAAUUGAAUUGACCUCUUACUCUUACACUGGUUUCCCAACUAGAAAAAGAGUUAUAAACAUUAACAAUAUCAUUUCAUCGGCUGCAAAUGAUUCAUUACCAACACCACUCACAAAUCAAAUUGAUAAAACCUUUUUCAUUAGAGUACCAGGUCAAGGUUAUUUCGAAGGUAAAUUAAAAGGUUCAACAAUUUAUGACCCAAUUCAACUCGAUAAACUUAUUAAUAUUUCAAAAGCUGAAAAUACAAUUAAAGAAGCAAAUAAAUCAAUUAAAAAACAACAAAAAAAAAAUACAAAAUAA